This is a messenger RNA of Neocloeon triangulifer, 1216 nucleotides long. RefSeq lists its product as uncharacterized. The record is from RefSeq and is a predicted model, not a curated record. The transcript is spliced from 9 exons. Bases 44 to 739 code for a protein of 231 amino acids. NCBI's taxonomy places the organism in Eukaryota, Metazoa, Arthropoda, Insecta, Ephemeroptera, Baetidae.
GUUUGGAAAUAUUCACCUCUCUGCAUAGGUUUACGAAGAGCAGAUGAUGGAUUUAAAGCAGCUAAUCGUUUUAUUAUCUUGUUGCUGCUUGGUGGCUUCAGGUCAAAACUCCACAAAGCCACGCAAUUGUACGCAGCAAUGGUAUGGGAUCAUGAACGAGUGUUGCAAAAACAGCCCGACAAACUUUUUUGAUCAGGAGACGCGUUAUAAGAGCUACGUUGACUGGGAAACAGUUAGCAAAUUAUGCGGCCCCAGAGAGUUUGUUUUGCAAAAAUACCAGACAAAGGAUGGUUUUGCUUUAGACAUCUCUUCGGCGGAUGCUUUCGCUAGAGAUGAUAAACGGCUUAAGUACCAUUUGUGUUACUCGGACAGUCUUUUCAAGAUCAAGAACUUGAUGAUCGACAAUAAAACACUCGACUUUGCGAAGAUAGCGGACUACUUCAAAGCCAUGCCUACCUCGAAUGAUGAUAACGUCAAGCAGGCGCUCGCCACGGCAGCAUCUACGUGCUCCAAACAAGUUCCAGCUUUGAUUCCUGCCAAUUGGGAUUCAAAAUAUUGCAACCCCCACGCAUUUUUAGCAACACAGUGCAUUAGGAAAGAAUUUUAUCAGACGUGCACCUUGCCAGCGAUUCCAAACACUCCCCGUACUGGAUUCAGAGUUUUCGCUGAGAAUUGCGCAAACCGAGCCAAAAUACUGAGCGCCUGUGACCCCUUCAAAAUGACAAGCCAAAAUAAUUGAGCGAAAUCGGCACAAAUUAUUUCAAUCCUAUGGCAAAACUUCUAAUUAUAAAAAAAAAAAAUUAAUAAUCUCUGCUUUGAAAAAAAAAACUAAAGUGUUUUAUUUGUAAAUUGGAAGUGAACACUGAGGUGGACUUCACGAAGAAUGUUUGAAAAUACAACCGGACCACAGGUCACUAUUGGUGCCCUUUUUUUUCUUCAACGAGGUUAAGCCUGGUUUCACUUUAGGGUCUUUAUUUGUGCGUAAUUUGUACUUUGGACAUAAGACUUAGGAAAACAAGAUCUUACAAUUAAUUGCAACUCAUAAGUGCUCAUAAGUUAUAGGAUAGGAUGUUGUUCAUAUUGUAUUAAUAUCAAAUUUACAGCAUUCUAUACAUUUCGUUUUUAACUUUUGUAAACGUAAGCAAUAAAUUACAAUCAAUGUGAUCUUCAUUCCUCAAUAAAGUAAAAAAAAAUCUAUAUCUGGCCUUCUAAAAUA